Molecule: messenger RNA, 843 nt
Organism: Diaporthe batatas
Lineage: Eukaryota; Fungi; Ascomycota; Sordariomycetes; Diaporthales; Diaporthaceae
Exons: 1
Coding region: 1-843 (280 amino acids)
Biological process (GO): Golgi to vacuole transport; intracellular protein transport; vesicle fusion
Cellular component (GO): membrane; endomembrane system; SNARE complex
Molecular function (GO): SNARE binding; SNAP receptor activity
Source: RefSeq, a predicted model, not a curated record
AUGUCCUUCGACCAGCUCUCCUCGCUGGAGUCGCAGCCGCGGCAGUCCGCCUACACGGACGACCCGGAGUUCGACCGGCUGUCACAAGACAUGAUGAACAAGCUCUUCACCCUGUCGGGCAACACGUCGCGGCUGCGCACCGAGAUCGGGCACCUGGGCACCCGCCGCGACACGGCCCGCGUGCGCGAGCGCGUGCGCGACCUCAUCGACGAGUCACAGGAGACCCUGAAGGAGGUGGGCGAGGGCGUCAAGAGGGUGCAGACGUGGGGCGACGACCACGGCGGGGACGAGCUCACGCCCGCCCAGAAGUACAAGCAGCAGAAGCUCUUCCGCGAGUUCCGGUCCAGCCUCGAGGAGUUCCAGGGCCUGCAGCGCCAGGCCCUCGAGAAGCAGCGGGCGUCGGUCUCCGCGGCGCGGGCGGCGGCCCACGAGGAGGACGAGGGCGGCCGCGGCGGCGACAACGUGCCGCUGAGCCCGACGGGCCAGCAGCAGCAGCAGCAGCAGCUGAUGCAGCAGGACCUCCGGCUGGCGCCGCAGGACGAGGUGGACUUCCAGGAGGCGCUGAUCGCCGAGCGCGAGACGGAGAUCCAGAACAUCGAGCAGGGCGUCGGCGACCUCAACGUGCUGUUCCAGCAGGUCGCGCAGAUCGUCACCGAGCAGGGCGAGCAGCUGGGCGGCAUCGCCGAGAACGUCGAGCGCACGCACGAGGACACCCGGGGCGCCGACCGCGAGCUGCGCCAGGCCGCCCGGUAUCAGAAGAACGCCCGUAGCAAGGCGUGCUGCCUCCUGAUUGUCCUGGCGGUUAUUCUUACGAUUAUAGUGCUGGCCGUGGUCUUGGGGUAG